GCCAAAUCGCCAGCGGCCCAAACUAACAAAAGGUAAGCAUUACGGUCCACGGGCUUCAGCCGAACACAGGAGCAGGCAAGACCGCAAGAGUGCAAGACCGCAUCAGCCAAUCGUGCGGACGAACGCCAAGUGCCAAGUCGCCGACUCGCCGGCCGCAGACCGCUCACGCCUCUACCGCCGGCGGCCCACGCUAUGCCGCAUUGAGCCCCUAUCCCUCAAUUCGUCAGCCUUCUGGCCGGUGUGCCUUCAUCACUGCUUCAGGCUUCCUUCACCGGAAUCACCGUUUCAGCAGUCACCCUUCAGGUGCUCCUCCGGCUUGUCGGCCUUCUUCCUUAUCUGAUAAGGCCCAUAAGGGCUUAAAUCUUUGUCUUUUUCAGAACUACAAAAAGGUGCAGCAGUAGGUGAUACAAAAAGUCACAACAGUCAAUGUUUUAUUUAUUUCCAGCACGUGUUAUCAAGUAUCGUAUAUAGAACUAUAACUCUCAAACUGUCCUCCCACAUUACAACUUGUUUCGAGACAAAACCAUGAUCAAGUAUCCUGGAGGCUGGAGGUGGUUGACUUGAACGACUCUCGCUUCUUGUCCUCUUUAUUUCAUUGUCAUGAUCUGAAGUCUGAACUUUAAAGUAUAUUGUCUCUUUCUCUUUGCUACUUUGCGAUCAGUUCAUGUGCUUUUCAUUUGCUUCAGAUCUCACUCGGCUCCUACAAGGUCGCAUUCCCAAUUCUCAUCUCCUUCAAAUACACGCUCGUGUUUUUCGUAUCAGCGCACACCAAGAUAACCUUGUAGCCACUCGCCUUAUCGGGCAGUACAAGUCCAGACUAGCUCUUCGCAUUUUUAAUCAUUUACAAAAACCAAAUAUUUUCCCUUUCAACGCUAUCACCCGAGUUUUAUCUGAAGAAGGCUUAUAUGUUGAUGCAUUUUUGGUGUACAAGAGAUUGAAUUUGCAAUGCCUUUACCCUAAUGAUUUGACAAUUUCUUUUCUCCUUAAAGCGUGUACCAGCACUAGUAAAUCGAUUUAUGUUCAGCAGCUCCAUGCCCAUGUUUUAAAGUUUGGAUUUUUGGCCAAUUCAUUUGUCUUUAAUGGUUUGCUAAGCGUGCACACCAAGACCCUGAAGGAUUUUCAUUCGGCUUGUAAACUGUUCGAUGAAAUGCCUGAUAAGGAAGCCUCUUGCUGGACUUGUUUGAUUUCUGGAUAUUCCAAGUCGGGUCAAUCUGAGGAAGCUCUAUCGACAUACUUGUCCAUGGUUAAGGAGAAAGUCGUCCCUGAAAAUGACACUAUGGUUAGUGUGAUGUCUGCUUGUUCGAAUCUUGAUUUUGUACAGGUUGAGAAUUGGGUAGGGAAUUUGUUAGACGCAAUUGAUAGCUAUGGUUUGAAGGAUGACCAUUGUGACUCUGUAAAAACUGUUCUUAUUUAUUUGUAUGGUAAAUGUGGAAAGGUUGAUAAGAGUAAGGAGAUGUUUGACCAGGUAUCUGCUGAUGGGAAGAAAAGUGUGGUUUCUUGGAAUGUCAUCAUUAGUUCUCUUGUCCAGAACGGAUUUCCUUGGGACGCAUUGGAUCUUUUUCAGGUAAUGACAAGGCAUCAUAAAUCUCAUCCCAACCAUGUUACAAUGGUCAGUGUGCUCUCUGCAUGUGCUCAAGUUGGUGAUUUGGAUAUGGGAAUUUCGGUCCAUGAACAUAUUAAAUCAAGCAAUAUUUGGAAUAGGAAUCUUGCAACUGCAUUGAUAGAUAUGUACUCUAAAUGUGGCUGUGUGGAGAAGUCUAUGGAAGUGUUUGACCAGCUUGUUUUAAAAGAUGUUGUCACGUAUAACGCCAUGAUCAUGGGUUUGGCAACAAAUGGAAAUGGAAAAAGUGCGCUUACACUUUUUGCGAAAAUGCUAGAGCUUAAUUUGCAACCUAACUCCCAAACGCUCCUCAGUGUAUUAUGCGCUUGUAGUCACUCAGGACUGAUAGAUAAAGGCCGGCGGCUGUUUCGAGAAAUUUGCCAACGGUUCUUUAUUGUCCCCAGAUUGGAACACUAUGCUUGUUACAUUGAUAUGCUUUCACGAACAGGUCAUGUUGAAGAAGCACUUAAAGUUGUUACGUCAAUGCCAUUUGAGCCGAACAGUUUUGUUUGGGGGGCUCUACUAGGUGGUUGUGUGGUUCAUGGCAAAUUAGAACUUGCCAAUCACAUCUCACAGAUGCUUGUCCAGGUGGAUCCACAUAGCUCUGCCGGAUAUGUGAUGAUGUCGAAUGCAUUUGCCACAGAACAUCAUUGGAAGAAUGUUUCGAUUAUGAGGUCAUCUAUGAAGGAAAGUGGAGUGAGCAAAGAACCGGGGCAUAGUUGGAUUUCCAUAGAGGGAAAGGUGCACAAGUUCCUUGUUGGAUCGUUUGCAUCAAAACUUCAAGAUGAGAAAAUAUGCAGUGCACUUGAGGGAUUAGUGAAGGAGAUGAAGUUACCUAGUACUUAAAGGAUCUUGUAGUUGUUUUUAAGAUUUAUAGUAUACUACGUAUAAAAUAUUCUGUAAAGCUUAUAAUGUAAGGGUGUCUGGGUGUGGUAAAAACAAGGCACAAUUUGUAAAAAUGUAAAAUACCAUGGUAUUGCCAUUGGGUUAAUUUAUAAAUUUAUGGGGUGGAAUGUUAUGUGGGUGCCAAGUUGAUGUUAGUGUCAUGUUAUGCACCGACGGGAAGAAGCUUGUAGAGGCAAAAUUUUGAAAUCCAAGGAUUCCUCCGCACAAACAUUAUUACUGUAUUACUUUAAAGUUGAUAUCUUUUGGAUUUUAGUCUGGAAUGGCUGCUUGUACUUCUACAUGCUUUAUAACUUCGGAUAUAUGGUGCUCGAGGGGGGGACGGGCUGCUCUUGGAGGGAGAGUUAGUCCUUCGAAAAUGCUCAUUGAAAGGAACAGGUCUUUGAGUUUGGGUGCUUCUCGAAGGAGUUGUUUGGAUUGGUCAUUGGUCAGGUGUUCUGCCAAUUCCAAUAGUUCACCCAAUGCUCGUAGUGCGAAUCAGUAUCAGAGUAAAGACCCAUUUCUCAACCUGCACCCAGAGAUUUCAAUGCUAAGAGGUGAAGGGAACAGUAAAAUGGUGACCCCAAGACAGGAAAAUGUGAUUGAAAAUGUUACCGAGAGCUUGAAAGACUUGUCCAGCGUGAGUAAUUACAACGAGGCUAAGAUUAAGGUUGUUGGAGUUGGAGGCGGUGGGUCAAAUGCAGUGAACCGGAUGAUAGAAAGUGCAUUGAGGGGGGUGAAGUUCUGGAUGGUUAACACUGAUAUACAAGCCAUGAGAAUGUCACCUGUGUUUUCUGAGCAGCGUUUGCAAAUUGGUCAGGAGCUCACUAGAGGACUUGGUGCUGGUGGGAACCCAGACAUUGGAAUGAAUGCUGCCAAGGAAAGCAAAGAGGCUAUUGAGGAAGCAGUUUAUGGUGCUGAUAUGGUCUUUGUUACUGCUGGAAUGGGUGGUGGAACGGGGACUGGUGCAGCCCCUGUAAUAGCAGGAACUGCAAAGGCAAUGGGGAUAUUGACCGUUGGUAUCGUCACAACCCCCUUUUCAUUUCAAGGGAGAAGAAGAGCAGUUCAAGCCCAAGAAGGCAUUGCUGCUUUAAGGGAAAAUGUUGAUACUCUGAUUGUCAUCCCAAAUGACAAGUUGUUAACAGCGGUUUCCCCAUCUACCCCUGUAACAGAAGCAUUUAACCUGGCCGAUGACAUUCUACGUCAAGGUGUUCGUGGCAUAUCUGAUAUAAUAACGGUUAGUAUAACUUUGAUUGCCACUGGAUUCAAACAGCAGGAAGGUGAUGAUAAGCCCACCCAGGCAAGCCAGCUAACUCCAGGAGAUGCCACCAUUGGCAUUAACCGACGGCCUGCUUCAUUCAUGGAAGGUGGUUCAGUAGAAAUCCCCUAGUUUUUGAAGAAGAAAGGGCGUUCGCGGUAUCCAAGAGCUUAAAAUCUGUUUCUCUCAAGAACAAGCUUGCACUGUUGCAGGGUUUCACUAAUGAUGAGCUAAGCUCCGGCUGGAAAGCAUUAAUCCAUCAGACAAUUAUCAAGCUAGUAGUAGAAUAAGUAAGAGGGGAUGCGACGAAAGGACAAAGUUUUAUAGAGACAAAUUUUCGAGCUUGUGGCGUGUGUACAGUGUACUUAUUGUAUUGGAUGACACCCCAUCCCUGAGGGUCGGCCCCCCAACACCGACAGGACAACACGAUGGGAGGAUGUAAAUUGGAUUUUAAUCACAAUUUGACAGAUAGAGAGUGGGGUUCUGUCUCCGGUACUUGCAGAGAUCCUAUGCAUUUUUAGCAUAGUAACCUUUCAUCGCAAUAGUCGGGAUUCGAAUCCGGGAUAACCCUUGUGGCACUACCUCGCUACUAGUUGAGCUACGCCCACCGGUACGGCUUUGACCUAUAAAACGAUAUGAAUCAUAUGAUAUGUCCCUUAGCUAAUUAUGGUAGACACGGAGAGAUGGGCUAACAACCUACCACUGUGGCCUAUAUGAGCUACACUGCUACACUUUUCAUUUGGGACAAGAGAAGGUCAUACAGUUAUUAAUAAAAGUGAAUUUGUGU
This is a messenger RNA of Cuscuta epithymum, 4527 nucleotides long. NCBI's taxonomy places the organism in Eukaryota, Viridiplantae, Streptophyta, Magnoliopsida, Solanales, Convolvulaceae. The record is from the annotation of a GenBank genome assembly.